AUGCAUCCUCUACUUGUGGGCAAAAUUAUAGCUCAAAAGCUUUUUGAUACCUCCGGUGGUCCCCUCCACUAUGAAUUAUCUCAUCUGCUUGGUAAAGGUGGUUUUGCUACUGUUCAUGCUGCUCGUCGUAAAUCAGAUGACCUUCGUGUCGCAUGUAAAAAGAUUGAUAGAAAAAAAUUUGAACAGGAAAAUGUUCAUCAUUUUCAAUCAUAUCAAACACAUCGUCAUCCAAUACCUAGUUCACGUUCAACAUCCAUGCUUGAUAGAUUAAAUGCUGAAAUAAAUAUACAUUAUGGAGUUAAACAUCCAAAUAUCGUUGAAUUAUUGAAUCGUUUUUGUGAUGAUAAUUAUGUUUAUUUAAUACUUGAAUAUUGUUCAAAUGGUGAUCUUGAACGUUAUUUACAAGAGAAAAAAACAUUAAGUGAAAAUGAAACUCGAAAUAUUUGUAAACAAGUUGUUGAUGGUCUUGUUUAUUUACAUACUGAGGGGAUUUUACAUCGAGAUAUAAAACUUUCGAAUUUACUUUUAACGGCUACAUAUGAUGUAAAAAUUGCGGAUUUUGGUUUAGCAAAACAAUUACCAUUAACACGUGAACAAACAAAUGAAACAAUGUGUGGAACACCGAAUUAUAUAUCUCCAGAAAUUGCCAGUCGAAAUCCACAUAGCUUUGCUACGGAUGUAUGGUCAUUAGGUAUUCUUAUUGCUACAUUACUAACAGGACGACCUCCAUUUGAUACAGAUACUGUUCAUGGAACAUUAAGUAAAGUAACACAAGAGAAAUAUGAAUUACCAACAACAUUUAGUGAUGAAGCUCAAGAUCUUGUGAAUAAUACAUUAAGAAAAAGACCAGAAGAUCGACCAACAAUUUAUGAAAUUCGUGAUCACCCUUUUUUUUCGAAAGAAUAUUCACGUUCAUCUCAUUCGUAUAACGAAUCUAAUAGUUAUCAAAAAUUAUCAUCUAUGGGUCCAAAUGCAUCUGUCGAUAGUGGACUUGGAGUAUCAAUGGGACGACAACGAUCUGUAUUGAAUAGUACUUCAGGAACGAAUGGAAAUUAUGCUGCUCAUCAAUACUCAUCUGAUCCAAUAACAUCUCCAACUCCAUCUCAUCAUGCUGCACCAAUGUAUAUGAAUACUACUGCACGUAAUAAAGUUCCACAUGAUGUUUUUAUAUAUCCUGUUUUAACAUCAACACCAGCUCAGCAACAACCUAUUCAUGCACGACAAAGCCCAUCAUUUAAUCAUCAUUCAAAUCUAAAUGAUUGGCUUAGUAAUGGAUCACAUAGUGUAAAUGAUCCACGUCCGGAUAGUGCUACAUCAUCAGUUUUAUCUCGUGAUAGUGGUGUUGCUCGAUCUGAUCCAAAAUCUUCACGUGAUUUUAGUGCAAAAUCUGAAACAAGUUCCAAAACAUCCCAUAUUAAUAAUAAUAAUACAGUUCGUAAUGGUUUACCAUCAUUAUCAUCAUCAAAUACAAUUCAACGUUUAUUACAACAACAACAACAACAUCCACAACAAGUACCAACAAAUUUUGAUCCAAAUACUGAUCAAAUACGUGAAAAACUAACACCAUUAAAUACUCAACGAUUAAAAAUUCUUCGACAAGCAACAAAAUCCUUUAUCAUGAGUAUUAUGGAAAAUGGUGAAGUUGUACUUGAAACAAUGAGAACAAAAGGUACAAAACGACGUAUUGUUGAUGUAUUUCGUGUAUCAAGUGAUGGUUUACGUAUAAUAACAUAUACACCAAAUAGUCGUCAUGGUUCACCUAUUGGUGAUCAUCCACCACCAAUACCACGUGAUAAAAAUGCUUAUCAAGAAUAUGAAUUUGCUCAAUUACCAUCGGAAUAUUGGAAAAAAUAUUUAUAUGCACACAAAUUUGUUACUUUAGUUCGUUCACGUAUGGCAAAAAUAAUACUUUAUACACCUGACGCAAAAUGUUCAUUAAUGGAAACGGGUGUUGAUUUUGAAGCAAUUUUUUUAUGUGGUGUUAAAAUUUCUAUUUAUCGAGAAAAUUUUAAAUAUGAUGAUCCAUUAAAAAUAAAAAUUAUUAAUAAUAUUGAUAAAUCCGAAUCAUCAUUAGAUUUUGAUCGUGUUGCAACACCAAAUAUAUCAGCUGUUGAACAUUUUAGUCCAGAAAUACGUCAAAUGCUUGAUAAUGCAAUUACAUUUUAUUCAUUUUGUUUAUCAAAAGAUCAAAUACUUGAAGAACAUCAACGACAAUUUCCAAAUAUUCAAACUUUUCCAGUUCAAUUUGGAAAGAAACAUGCACAACAAUCUGAAAACAAUAGACCAGGUUCUGCUUGUUCAAUUGGUCGUUCUCUUUCGCAACAAUUCGGUGGUUCAUCAUCAACCGUAAAUGAAUUAUGUAUUGCACCAUCAACAUCCGUUGGUACACCAUUAUCAAUGACAUCUACUCGACGUAUAUUUGCAUCUGAUACUGAUGUUCGAAGUACAAAAAAUUCUUCAUCUGUAAGUCCAAUGUCUUCAUCAGCAAGUAUUGCAAAUAGUAAUGUUCAUCAUUCAACAUCAUCAUCAGCAUUACGUACAGCUGGUUAUCAUCAUCAAGUAACAUAUACACCUCAAACAACUGUAUCUCGGCCACUUUCUGUUCAUCCACAACAAAUUAUUUCACCAUCAUAUAUGCCUGAAAAUUUAUCGACAUCAUCUCUAUCGAAUCGUCAACCACCACCACCACCCAGAGCAAAUAUGCAGCAUCAUUAUACAUCAUCAACAUCAUUGAAUUCAACAGCAAGUGGUGGAACAAUAACAACAACAACUAAUCCGGGAACAACGUCAACAAAUUCAUUAAAAGUUGAAGCUGUUGUUCAGUUAUUUGAAGGAACUUAUCAUAUUACAUUUAACGAUAAUAGUAUGUUGAUACUUCGAGCUGAUUGUGUUGAUGAACAAAUAUUUUGUGAUACACACGGUAAUGAGCAUAAAUUUGAUCGAAGACAGCAACAUCAACCUGAAGCAAUUCAAGAGCGCUUAGCACUCACGCUUAAAUAUCAAGCAGCAGAACAACAACAACGACAGCAGCAGCAGCAGUGA
This is a messenger RNA of Adineta steineri, 3042 nucleotides long. The record is from the annotation of a GenBank genome assembly. NCBI's taxonomy places the organism in Eukaryota, Metazoa, Rotifera, Eurotatoria, Adinetida, Adinetidae.